ACUGCAUGUUUCCCAUAGUUGCACUUAGAGGUUGACCGCCUUUAUGCUCUGCGGGCUUCUAUGAUGAAUACAGAUUGGAUACUUAGAGCAGAAGAGAGAUGAAAACAGAGUUAUGGUCUCCAUUCUGGCAUCUUAAACAUGAUAAAUCUUCUCCUGGUGUGCCAUCCAGCAACACUCGUUGAUUUACAGCCAGCACUAUGUGGACUCUUCUCUGUUACAGUUAGAGAUACCUUGAAGAAAACAGGGCAUUGAAGGAAUGGCAAUAUCUAAGAAUGGCUUGACCAUCUUUGCCCUUCUAGUGACACUGAUUACUUUGGGAACAGAGAACAUCAUUGAAUUUUCAAGUCCGGCUUUACCGGUACACUAUGAUGAAGAACACUUUCUACCUCACACCAGGCAGAAAAGGAAUGUGCUUACAGACGAAUGGAAUUACAUCCUUGAUGUUGUAGUGAAUGCCUCUAGUGCACAAACAUUCGAGCAGAUUCGGUUUGCUUUGAAUGCAACUAGUCUUCCCAUACAACUUGAUAACAAUACAGAGAUCACUGAUGUUGUCGUCACAACAGUGUGUUCACCAACUGGCUCUGGCUUCCAGUGUAGAUGUGAGGAACAAUUUGCUUGGCCAUACAGCAGCUGUGUCUUGUACACAGCCUGUGAUUCCAUAUCCAGUGGCAUCUGUAAAUGCAUCAAUGCCAUUCCAACUAACGGCCAGUCCUGCCAGCCAAUAUCAGAGCUGCUAUCUGAGGUUGAGUAUGCAGUGGAUGUGGAACUGAAUGUUACAGAUGUGGAGACAAUUAACUAUCUUAGGAGCAUCUUGAGCAACGGCAGCUAUUCCCUGGCCUUGGGUCCCAUUGUGAAUGUAACAGACAUUGACAUCACCACAGUGUGUUACCCAAAUGACACCAACUUCCAGUGCAGAUGUGAGGAUCAGCACGUUUGGUCAUAUAGAAACUGUAUUACAUACGGAGCCUGUGAUAAGAUCACUGAUAACACGUGUAGGUGUAUCAAUGGUAUUCCAUCCGAUGGGCAGUACUGCCAGCCAAAAGAAGAAGCUGUCCAGCUGUAUGAAUACGUAAUUGAAGUGGAAAUCAGAAUCAGUGACAUCGCACUGAUAGAGCAACUAAGGGACAAUUUGGAGAACAUCAGUUUCCCUGUUAAAGUUAGCAACACGAUCAACAUCACACAAAUUGAUAUAAUAUUUACAGUACCUCCAGUUGUCUAUGAAUACGACAUUUUCAUUGAGGUGAACACUACAGACCCAGAUCAACUGAGAAACACCCUGGAUAUUCACCCUUUCCCCAUCCAAGUCAGCUCCCAAAUAAACAUCUCAGCUGCUGAUAUCACUACAGUUUGCAGCAAAGAUGGCAGUGAGUUCCAGUGCCGCUGUGAGGAAGACUACCUUUGGCCUUGUGACAAGUGUGCCACCCAUGGAAAAUGUGACGGUGAUACAAACAACUCCUGUGCGUGCAUUAAAGCUAUUCCCACAGAUGGACAGUAUUGUCAGUCAAUACACCAACAAAACUUUUCAGUGUGCCCCCUGACAACAACCUCACCAUCAACAGCUCCUCCAGUUCUUUAUGAAGACAUCAUUUCUGUUGAGUUGAACAUCUCAGAUCUUGCAGUAAUAAAUCAACUGAGGAGCAUCCUGAGCAACAUCAGUUACCCCAUCAGCAUCAGCAACCAAGUACAAAUCUCGGAUGUCAACAUUUCUACAGUUUGUUCUCCGAGCAGUGGUAGUUUCCAGUGCAGAUGUGAGGAUCAGUACCGUUGGCCAUGUGACCAGUGUUUCCUGUAUGGACCCUGUGACAACAUCACUGGUGACACAUGUGGAUGCAUCAAUGCCAUUCCUCCUGAUGGACAGUACUGCCAGUCUGCUCAUCAGUACAACUUUACAGCUUGUCCUCUUACAACAACUCCUUCACCAACAACUCCUCCAAUUCUUUAUGAAUACCUGAUUUCUAUUGAGUUGAACAUCUCAGAUGUUGCAGUAAUAGAUCAACUGAGGAGCAUUCUGAGCAACAUCAGUUACCCCAUCAGCAUCAGCAACCAACUACAAAUCUCUGAUAUCAACAUUUCUACAGUUUGUUCUCCGAGCAGUGGUGGUUUCCAGUGCAGAUGUGAGGAUCAGUAUCGUUGGCCAUGUGACCAGUGUUCCCUGUACGGACCCUGUGACAACAUCAGUGGUGACACAUGUGGAUGCAUCAAUGCCAUUCCUCCUGAUGGACAAUACUGCCAGUCUGCUCAUCAGUACAACUUCACAGCUUGUCCCCAAACAACACCCUCUCCACCAUCAACAACUCCUCUAGUUCUUUAUGAAGACAUAAUUUCUGUUGAGUUGAACAUCUCAGAUGUUGCAGUAAUAAAUCAACUGAGGAGCAUUCUGAGCAACAUCAGUUACCCCAUCAGCAUCAGCAACCAAGUACAAAUAUCUGAAGUCAACGUUUCUACAGUUUGUUCUCCGAGCAGUGGUAGUUUCCAGUGCAGAUGUGAGGAUCAGUACCGUUGGCCAUGUGGCCAGUGUUUCCUGUACGGACCCUGUGACAACAUCACUGGUGACACAUGUGGAUGCAUCAAUGCCAUUCCUCCUGAUGGACAGUACUGCCAGUCUGCUCAUCAGUACAACUUUACAGCUUGUCCUCUUACAACAACUCCUUCACCAACAACUCCUCUAGUGUUUUAUGAGUACCUGAUUUCUAUUGAGUUGAACAUCUCAGAUGUUGCAGUAAUAAAUCAACUGAGGAGCAUUCUGAGCAACAUCAGUUACCCCAUCAGCAUAAGCAACCAACUACAAAUCUCUGAUAUCAACAUUUCUACAGUUUGUUCUCUGAGCAGUGGUAGUUUCCAGUGCAGAUGUGAGGAUCAGUAUCGUUGGCCAUGUGACCAGUGUUCCCUGUACGGACCCUGUGACAACAUCAGUGGUGACACAUGUGGAUGCAUCAAUGCCAUUCCUCCUGAUGGACAAUACUGCCAGUCUGCUCAUCAGUACAACUUCACAGCAUGUCCCCAAACAACACCCUCUCCACCAUCAACAACUCCUCCAGUUCUUUACGAAGACAUAAUUUCUGUUGAGUUGAACAUCUCAGAUGUUGCAGUAAUAAAUCAACUGAGGAGCAUUCUGAGCAACAUCAGUUACCCCAUCAGUAUCAGCAACCAAGUACAAAUCUCUGAAGUCAACGUUUCUACAGUUUGUUCUCCGAGCAGUGGUAGUUUCCAGUGCAGAUGUGAGGAUCAAUAUCGUUGGCCAUGUGACCAGUGUUUCCUGUACGGACCCUGUGACAACAUCACUGGUGACACAUGUGGAUGCAUCAAUGCCAUUCCUCCUGAUGGACAGUACUGCCAGUCUGCUCAUCAGUACAACUUUACAGCUUGUCCUCUUACAACAACUCCUUCACCAACAACUCCUCCAGUUCUUUAUGAAUACCUGAUUUCUAUUGAGUUGAACAUCUCAGAUGUUGCAGUAAUAAAUCAACUGAGGAGCAUCCUGAGCAACAUCAGUUACCCCAUCGGCAUCAGCAACCAAGUACAAAUCUCGGAUGUCAACAUUUCCACAGUUUGUUCUCCGAGCAGUGGUAGUUUCCAGUGCAGAUGUGAGGAUCAGUAUCGUUGGCCAUGUGACCAGUGUUUCCUGUACGGACCCUGUGACAACAUCACUGGUGACACAUGUGGAUGCAUCAAUGCCAUUCCUCCUGAUGGACAGUACUGCCAGUCUGCUCAUCAGUACAACUUUACAGCUUGUCCUCUUACAACAACUCCUUCACCAACAACUCCUCCAGUUCUUUAUGAAUACCUGAUUUCUAUUGAGUUGAACAGCUCAGAUGUUGCAGUAAUAAAUCAACUGAGGAGCAUCCUGAGCAACAUCAGUUACCCCAUCGGCAUCAGCAACCAAGUACAAAUCUCGGAUGUCAACAUUUCCACAGUUUGUUCUCCGAGCAGUGGUAGUUUCCAGUGCAGAUGUGAGGAUCAGUAUCGUUGGCCAUGUGACCAGUGUUUCCUGUAUGGACCCUGUGACAACAUCACUGGUGACACAUGUGGAUGCAUCAAUGCCAUUCCUCCUGAUGGACAGUACUGCCAGUCUGCUCAUCAGUACAACUUUACAGCUUGUCCUCUUACAACAACUCCUUCACCAACAACUCCUCCAGUUCUUUAUGAAUACCUGAUUUCUAUUGAGUUGAACAUCUCAGAUGUUGCAGUAAUACAUCAACUGAGGAGCAUCCUGAGCAACAUCAGUUACCCCAUCGGCAUCAGCAACCAAGUACAAAUCUCGGAUGUCAACAUUUCCACAGUUUGUUCUCCGAGCAGUGGUAGUUUCCAGUGCAGAUGUGAGGAUCAGUAUCGUUGGCCAUGUGACCAGUGUUUCCUGUACGGACCCUGUGACAACAUCACUGGUGACACAUGUGGAUGCAUCAAUGCCAUUCCUCCUGAUGGACAGUACUGCCAGUCUGCUCAUCAGUACAACUUUACAGCUUGUCCUCUUACAACAACUCCUUCACCAACAACUCCUCCAGUUCUUUAUGAAUACCUGAUUUCUAUUGAGUUGAACAUCUCAGAUGUUGCAGUAAUACAUCAACUGAGGAGCAUCCUGAGCAACAUCAGUUACCCCAUCGGCAUCAGCAACCAAGUACAAAUCUCGGAUGUCAACAUUUCCACAGUUUGUUCUCCGAGCAGUGGUAGUUUCCAGUGCAGAUGUGAGGAUCAGUAUCGUUGGCCAUGUGACCAGUGUUUCCUGUACGGACCCUGUGACAACAUCACUGGUGACACAUGUGGAUGCAUCAAUGCCAUUCCUCCUGAUGGACAGUACUGCCAGUCUGCUCAUCAGUACAACUUUACAGCUUGUCCUCUUACAACAACUCCUUCACCAACAACUCCUCCAGUUCUUUAUGAAUACCUGAUUUCUAUUGAGUUGAACAUCUCAGAUGUUGCAGUAAUAAAUCAACUGAGGAGCAUUCUGAGCAACAUCAGUUACCCCAUCGGCAUCAGCAACCAAGUACAAAUCUCGGAUGUCAACAUUUCCACAGUUUGUUCUCCGAGCAGUGGUAGUUUCCAGUGCAGAUGUGAGGAUCAGUAUCGUUGGCCAUGUGACCAGUGUUUCCUGUACGGACCCUGUGACAACAUCACUGGUGACACAUGUGGAUGCAUCAAUGCCAUUCCUCCUGAUGGACAGUACUGCCAGUCUGCUCAUCAGUACAACUUUACAGCUUGUCCUCUUACAACAACUCCUUCACCAACAACUCCUCCAGUUCUUUAUGAAUACCUGAUUUCUAUUGAGUUGAACAUCUCAGAUGUUGCAGUAAUAAAUCAACUGAGGAGCAUUCUGAGCAACAUCAGUUACCCCAUCGGCAUCAGCAACCAAGUACAAAUCUCGGAUGUCAACAUUUCCACAGUUUGUUCUCCGAGCAGUGGUAGUUUCCAGUGCAGAUGUGAGGAUCAGUAUCGUUGGCCAUGUGACCAGUGUUUCCUGUACGGACCCUGUGACAACAUCACUGGUGACACAUGUGGAUGCAUCAAUGCCAUUCCUCCUGAUGGACAGUACUGCCAGUCUGCUCAUCAGUACAACUUUACAGCUUGUCCUCUUACAACAACUCCUUCACCAACAACUCCUCCAGUUCUUUAUGAAUACCUGAUUUCUAUUGAGUUGAACAGCUCAGAUGUUGCAGUAAUAAAUCAACUGAGGAGCAUCCUGAGCAACAUCAGUUACCCCAUCAGCAUCAGCAACCAAGUACAAAUCUCGGAUGUCAACAUUUCUACAGUUUGUUCUCCGAGCAGUGGUAGUUUCCAGUGCAGAUGUGAGGAUCAGUAUCGUUGGCCAUGUGACCAGUGUUUCCUGUACGGACCCUGUGACAACAUCACUGGUGACACAUGUGGAUGCAUCAAUGCCAUUCCUCCUGAUGGACAGUACUGCAAGUCUGCUCAUCAGUACAACUUUACAGCUUGUCCUCUUACAACAACUCCUUCACCAACAACUCCUCCAGUUCUUUAUGAAUACCUGAUUUCUAUUGAGUUGAACAUCUCAGAUGUUGCAGUAAUAAAUCAACUGAGGAGAAUUCUGAGCAACAUCAGUUACCCCAUCAGAAUCAGCAACCAAGUACAAAUCUCAGAUGUCAACAUUUCUACAGUUUGUUCUCCGAGCAGUGGUAGUUUCCAGUGCAGAUGUGAGGAUCAGUAUCGUUGGCCAUGUGACCAGUGUUUCCUGUACGGACCCUGUGACAACAUCACUGGUGACACAUGUGGAUGCAUCAAUGCCAUUCCUCCUGAUGGACAGUACUGCAAGUCUGCUCAUCAGUACAACUUUACAGCUUGUCCUCUUACAACAACUCCAUCACCAACAUCUCCUCCAGUUCUUUAUGAAUACCUGAUUUCUAUUGAGUUGAACAUCUCAGAUGUUGCAGUAAUAAAUCAACUGAGGAGAAUUCUGAGCAACAUCAGUUACCCCAUCAGAAUCAGCAACCAAGUACAAAUCUCAGAUGUCAACAUUUCUACAGUUUGUUCUCCGAGCAGUGGUGGUUUCCAGUGCAGGUGUGAGGAUCAGUAUCGUUGGCCAUGUGACCAGUGUUUCCUGUACGGACCCUGUGACAACAUCACUGGUGACACAUGUGGAUGCAUCAAUGCCAUUCCUCCUGUUGGACAGUACUGCCAGUCUGCUCAUCAGUACAACUUUACAGCUUGUCCUCUUACAACAACUCCUUCACCAACAACUCCUCCAGUUCUUUAUGAAUACCUGAUUUCUAUUGAGUUGAACAUCUCAGAUGUUGCAGUAAUAAAUCAACUGAGGAGCAUUCUGAGCAACAUCAGUUACCCCAUCAGAAUCAGCAACCAAGUACAAAUCUCAGAUGUCAACAUUUCUACAGUUUGUUCUCUGAGCAGUGGUGGUUUCCAGUGCAGAUGUGAGGAUCAGUAUCGUUGGCCAUGUGACCAGUGUUUCCUGUACGGACCCUGUGACAACAUCACUGGUGACACAUGUGGAUGCAUCAAUGCCAUUCCUCCUGUUGGACAGUACUGCCAGUCUGCUCAUCAGUACAACUUUACAGCUUGUCCUCUUACAACAACUCCUUCACCAACAACUCCUCCAGUUCUUUAUGAAUACCUGAUUUCUAUUGAGUUGAACAGCUCAGAUGUUGCAGUAAUAAAUCAACUGAGGAGCAUCCUGAGCAACAUCAGUUACCCCAUCAGCAUCAGCAACCAAGUACAAAUCUCGGAUGUCAACAUUUCUACAGUUUGUUCUCCGAGCAGUGGUAGUUUCCAGUGCAGAUGUGAGGAUCAGUAUCGUUGGCCAUGUGACCAGUGUUUCCUGUACGGACCCUGUGACAACAUCACUGUUGACACAUGUGGAUGCAUCAAUGCCAUUCCUCCUGAUGGACAGUACUGCAAGUCUGCUCAUCAGUACAACUUUACAGCUUGUCCUCUUACAACAACUCCAUCACCAACAUCUCCUCCAGUUCUUUAUGAAUACCUGAUUUCUAUUGAGUUGAACAUCUCAGAUGUUGCAGUAAUAAAUCAACUGAGGAGAAUUCUGAGCAACAUCAGUUACCCCAUCAGAAUCAGCAACCAAGUACAAAUCUCAGAUGUCAACAUUUCUACAGUUUGUUCUCCGAGCAGUGGUGGUUUCCAGUGCAGGUGUGAGGAUCAGUAUCGUUGGCCAUGUGACCAGUGUUUCCUGUACGGACCCUGUGACAACAUCACUGGUGACACAUGUGGAUGCAUCAAUGCCAUUCCUCCUGUUGGACAGUACUGCCAGUCUGCUCAUCAGUACAACUUUACAGCUUGUCCUCUUACAACAACUCCUUCACCAACAACUCCUCCAGUUCUUUAUGAAUACCUGAUUUCUAUUGAGUUGAACAUCUCAGAUGUUGCAGUAAUAAAUCAACUGAGGAGCAUUCUGAGCAACAUCAGUUACCCCAUCAGAAUCAGCAACCAAGUACAAAUCUCAGAUGUCAACAUUUCUACAGUUUGUUCUCUGAGCAGUGGUGGUUUCCAGUGCAGAUGUGAGGAUCAGUAUCGUUGGCCAUGUGACCAGUGUUUCCUGUACGGACCCUGUGACAACAUCACUGGUGACACAUGUGGAUGCAUCAAUGCCAUUCCUCCUGUUGGACAGUACUGCCAGUCUGCUCAUCAGUACAACUUUACAGCUUGUCCUCUUACAACAACUCCUUCACCAACAACUCCUCCAGUUCUUUAUGAAUACCUGAUUUCUAUUGAGUUGAACAUCUCAGAUGUUGCAGUAAUAAAUCAACUGAGGAGCAUUCUGAGCAACAUCAGUUACCCCAUCAGAAUCAGCAACCAAGUACAAAUCUCAGAUGUCAACAUUUCUACAGUUUGUUCUCUGAGCAGUGGUGGUUUCCAGUGCAGAUGUGAGGAUCAGUAUCGUUGGCCAUGUGACCAGUGUUUCCUGUACGGACCCUGUGACAACAUCACUGGUGACACAUGUGGAUGCAUCAAUGCCAUUCCUCCUGUUGGACAGUACUGCCAGUCUGCUCAUCAGUACAACUUUACAGCUUGUCCUCUUACAACAACUCCUUCACCAACAACUCCUCCAGUUCUUUAUGAAUACCUGAUUUUUAUUGAGUUGAACAUCUCAGAUGUUGUAGUAAUAAAUCAACUGAGGAGCAUUCUGAGCAACAUCAGUUACCCCAUCGGCAUCAGCAACCAAGUACAAAUCUCUGAUGUCAACAUUUCUACAGUUUGUUCUCCGAGCAGUGGUAGUUUCCAGUGCAGAUGUGAGGAUCAGUAUCGUUGGCCAUGUGACCAGUGUUUCCUGUACGGACCCUGUGACAACAUCGCUGAUGACACAUGUGGAUGCAUCAAUGCCAUUCCUCCUGAUGGACAGUACUGCCAGUCUGCUCAUGAAUACAACUUCACAGCUUGUCCCCAAACACCAACCUCUCCACCAUCAACAACUCCUCCUCCAACAACAACCUCUCCACCAUCAACAACUCCUCCUCCAACAACAACCUCUCCACCAUCAACAACUCCUCCUCCAACAACAACCUCUCCACCACCAACAACUCCUCUAGUUCUUUAUGAAUACCUGAUUUCUAUUGAGUUGAACAUCUCAGAUGUUGCAGUAAUAAAUCAACUGAGGAGCAUUCUGAGCAACAUCAGUUACCCCAUCAGCAUCAGCAACCAACUACAAAUCUUUGAUGUCAACAUUUCUACAGUUUGUUCUCCGAGCAGUGGUAGUUUCCAGUGCAUAUGUGAGGAUCAGUAUCGUUGGCCAUGUGACCAGUGUUCCCUGUACGGACCCUGUGACAACAUCACUGAUGACACAUGUGGAUGCAUCAAUGCCAUUCCUCCUGAUGGACAGUACUGCCAAUCUGCUCAUCAGUACAACUUCACAGCUUGUCCCCAAACACCAACCUCUCCACCAUCAACAACUCCUCUAGUUCUUUAUGAAUACCUGAUUUCUAUUGAGUUGAACAUCUCAGAUGUUGCAGUAAUAAAUAAACUGAGGAGCAUUCUGAGCAACAUCAGUUACCCCAUCAGCAUCAGCAACCAACUACAAAUCUCUGAUGUCAACAUUUCUACAGUUUGUUCUCCGAGCAGUGGUGAUUUCCAGUGCAGAUGUGAGGAUCUGUAUCGUUGGCCAUGUGACCAGUGUUUCCGUUACGGACCCUGUGACAACAUCACUGGUGACACAUGUGGAUGCAUCAAUGCCAUUCCUCCUGAUGGACAGUACUGCCAAUCUGCUCAUCAGUACAACUUCACAGCUUGUCCCCAAACAACACCCUCUCCACCAUCAACAACUCCUCCUCCAACAACAACCUCUCCACCACCAACAACUCCUCCUCCAACAACAACCUCUCCACCACCAACAACUCCCCUAGUUCUUUAUGAGUACCUGAUUUCUAUUGAGUUGAACAUCUCAGAUGUUGCAGUAAUAAAUCAACUGAGGAGCAUUCUGAGCAACAUCAGUUACCCCAUCAGCAUCAGCAACCAACUACAAAUAUCUGAUGUCAACAUUUCUACAGUUUGUUCUCCGAGCAGUGGUGGUUUCCAGUGCAGAUGUGAGGAUCAGUAUCGUUGGCCAUGUGACCAGUGUUUCCGUUACGGACCCUGUGACAACAUCAAUGGUGACACAUGUGGAUGCAUCAAUGCCAUUCCUCCUGAUGGACAGUACUGCCAGUCUGCUCAUCAGUACAACUUCACAGCUUGUCCCCAAACACCAACCUCUCCACCAUCAACAACUUCUCCUCCAACAACAACCUCUCCACCACCAACAACUCCUCCUCCAACAACAACCUCUCCACCACCAACAACUCCUCCUCCAACAACAACCUCUCCACCACCAACAACUCCUCUAGUUCUUUAUGAAUACCUGAUUUCUAUUGAGUUGAACAUCUCAGAUGUUGCAGUAAUAAAUCAACUGAGGAGCAUUCUGAGCAACAUCAGUUACCCCAUCAGCAUCAGCAACCAACUACAAAUAUCUGAUGUCAACAUUUCUACAGUUUGUUCUCCGAGCAGUGGUGGUUUCCAGUGCAGAUGUGAGGAUCAGUAUCGUUGGCCAUGUGACCAGUGUUUCCGUUACGGACCCUGUGACAACAUCAAUGGUGACACAUGUGAUUGCAUCAAUGCCAUUCCUCCUGAUGGACAGUACUGCCAGUCUGCUCAUCAGUACAACUUUACAGCUUGUCCUCUUACAACUCCUUCACCAACAAAUUCAACACCCAUUGCUACAACACCUGUGAACACUACAACACCCACAAUCCCACCAACAAAUUCAACAACACCACCACCACCACCAACAACAACAACAACACCUCCACCAACCACAACACCAACACCAACACCAACAGCAAAUUCAACACCCAUUGCUACAACACCUGUGAACACUACAACACCCACAAUGCCACCAACAAAUUCAACAACACCACCAUUAACACCACCACCACCAACAACAACAACAACAACAACAACAACACCACCAACACCACCACCAACAACAACAAACAACACCACCACCACCAACAACAACAACAACAACAACAACAACAACAACACUACCACCAACAACACCACCACAACAACAACAACACCACCACCACCAACAAUGGUUACGUCUAUCCCAGCUCCAACCACAGCCCUCACAACAACUACAAAGGCAACUACCACUACCACUAUCACCACCACCACCACAGUUGUUACAGGUUUUGAUGUGCAAAUGUCAGUCACAUUGGACAAGGAGUACACAGACGCAUUAAGUAAUCCAGAAAGUGACACAUACAAGAAUCUCAAAUCAAGCAUUGAAACAGUGUUGGAGGAACAAUAUAAGGGAAUGACAGGGUUUCUCAGUGUUUUUGUGAAAGCGUUCAGACAAGGAAGUGUAAUUACAGACUUUGUUGUUCAGACAACACAAGUUAUAACGGAUGAAUUUGCCAAAGCAAAUCAAGACCUCCCUGAAGCAAUGAAGCCUAUUGCCCCUGUUUUUGGCCCAGUUACAGCAGUUUACAACAGUCCAACUCCAAUCAGCCCUCCUCCUGACAUCCUUUAUACUGGUAACACUAUGAGGCUGACGUGUGACGAGCCUCCUGAGAGCCUUGCUAUGGGAACAAUUUCUGUAUCUAGGUGGAAAUUUAAUGGACGGGAAAUAAAAAAUAACAGAAGGAUUAAAAUUACUAUUUCUGGCAAAAAGUCUUUGCUUACCAUUCAGAAUGUCGUCCUUGCUGAUAUUGGAAACUAUGAAUGUACUCUGGAGGGCCAAGUAAUUACAUUCUCCCAAAAAGGACGUGUACUGGAAGCUAAAAUCAAACAAGCUCCCAAUGUGCAAAUACAGAGUAAAGUGAAUGUUAAAUGCCAAGAGGUCAAGGAACAACCCCUUGAUUGCUGUGUGCAGUCACCCUAUACAGUGAAGUGGUAUCGAGGCCUAACUGUUUUACCAACAGAACAAAUUCCCCAACCAGGAAGCUACUGCAUCAGGCAUAAAUACAAGAUAAGCUGUGACGAAUUACUUACGAUUACUUUUGAGUGUAAGGUAGAUGAACCAACUGGUUAUAUGAUGACGACAGCAAUGACCAUUUUCAGAGACCCUAUUGAAUGUGACGAUAACCAGUAUGGGGCUGGACGACAAGGUGACACUUCAACUAUUGGUUGUGGUAAAGGUCAAGAAGGGAGCAAGACUGCAGUCUGUGAGGAAAGAAAAUGGAAACUUACAGAGGACACGUGCAUCUUAACCCAAAUCAAGGACUUAGUCAUUGUGUCACAGGAUUUGGAAAAGGAGCAAGUGCCUGAAUUUGUGGGGAAUCUGAGUAGAACUGUUCUGGAAGAAAAAACAGAAGUCUCAGAAUCAUCUGCAACUAUAUCAGCUAUUGUUGGGAUCCUAAACACCAUUGCAAAUGUGUCCACUACUGUUGAUAAACCUGUCAUGGAGGAUGUACUUCAAACAGUUGAUGUCAUCAUUGGUGAUGAUGCAAGAGAGUCCUGGGCAACUCUGAAUUCAAAUGGAACCCGCAAUGCGAGCUCAGAAUUACUGGGUUCACUGGAGACUCUCUCUAAUGGGUUAGUCGGGGAGUUUGUCAUCGAAACUGAGCGGAUCCUGCUCAACAGAACCAGGUUUAACAAUUCCUUCAUGGCAAAUCUGAACUCCAGCAUCAUUUUAGACAUUCCAGACACCGACAUUACCAACACCUCUAUCACCACCAUCACCUUCUCCACCCUUAAUAAUGUUAUGCCAGUACGGAAUACCAGCUUUAACAUGAGCCUCUUCAAUGCAAACAGCAGUGAAACAGUCAGUGAUAACACCAUCAAUGCUGCUGUAGUGUUGAUCCGAAUUAAUGCAACAAUACAGAAUGUCACUCUGACCUACAACAAGCGGAACAAGUCCCUGUCACUAAACCCUCAGUGCGUCUUCUGGAACUUUACACUCUUUGAUAAUUUGGGCGCUUGGGACGAUGAGGGAUGUGAAUUUGUUUCGGACGUUAACAAUACGGUAACCUGCAACUGUAACCAUCUCACCUCUUUCUCAAUUCUGAUGGCAACGGACAUCCCUCCAGAAUUGAAAGAUGUCUUGGAUAUAAUAACUUAUGUUGGAGUUGGGAUAUCUCUGGCAAGCUUAGUUAUAUGUCUCAUUAUUGAAGGAUACGUUUGGAAAGCCAUUACCAGAAAUAGCACUGCUUUCAUGCGUCAUGUUUCCAUCAUUAACACUGCCCUAUCUCUAUUGAUCGCUGACAUCUGUUUCAUCAUUGCUGCCUCUGUUGCCAAGAACUCCCUUGAAAAUCCAGGAGAAGACUACAACGUUCCAGUUGGACCAUGCAGCACAGCAACAUUUUUUAUGCACUUUUUCUACCUUGCUCUGUUCUUUUGGAUGCUUGUGUCAGGCCUUCUACUCUUUUACCGGACAGUCAUGGUCUUCUCCCACAUGUCCAAGUCAACCAUGUUGGCCAUUGGCUUCAGUUUAGGCUAUGGGGGCCCUCUGAUUAUAGCUGUAAUUACUGUUGCUGUCACAGCACCGGGAAAAGGAUACAUCAGGAAAGACUAUGCUUGUUGGCUGAACUGGAUGGAAACAAAGGCUCUGCUGGCCAUGGUGAUACCUGCCUUGAUCAUAGUUUUUAUCAACAUUUUAAUUGUAAUUGUGGUCCUGUUCAAAAUGCUAAGAAGAGGUGUGGGAGACGCCGCCCAAACAGAUGAGAAGCAUACACUGUGGGUCAUUGUAAGGUGUGUGGUCAUUUUGACACCUUUAUUUGGACUGACCUGGUCUUUAGGAGUUGGAACCAUGGUAUCGUCAACAAAUAAAGGACUCCACAUUGCCUUUGCAUUCUUCAAUUCACUACAGGGUUUCUUCAUUUUGGUGUUUGGGACACUAUUCGAUUCAAAGAUCCGUGCUCUUCUCUCAAAGAAAUUACCUGGGCCUACAUCAAGCACAGGCUCUAAUCCAACGAGAAGUACAAGUGGUGGUGUUUCCUCUCUCAGUGGACUAAACUUGAUAAGUCGACUGCGUGGAAGAAGAUAUAUCUAUCGUGUGUCAGAAGCGACAAACUCAAGCAGCAAUGGUGCAUCGGAGUCAUUCAUGAAUAUAUGAAUCAACACAAUAAUAUGUACAUAUAAAAUCGAUUUCAUUACUGAUUCAAAAGACCAGACAGUUAUUGUAAGAUCUUUCAGUAAAUAAUCUGAACCUUUGUUUUGUAUGACAACUUUAUUUUUACUGGGAUAAUAUUUUAAACACUGGUGCAACAACUGGGCAGUCAAUUGGUCCGUCUAUAAUGACAAUACUUAGGAAAGCAAGUGUGACAUAUAUAAAUUGAGAUUUGGAAGCGGUGUAGCUAUGCUAAACUCUGGCUCUGCCAUCUUUGUUGUAUUUCACAUAUAAUUUCAAUAGUCUCCAUCAUCCACAGAGAGUUGUAAUAUACUAUUUUAUUGUUAUUUUAAUUGAUUAUUCAACAUCUGGCCAAGUGCUAAUGUGCAAUGUACUGGUAAAAAUUAAAUUAAGAAAUGAAAUUGGAAAACUAUUAAUGCAAUACAACUAUAAUGUUAAUUUGCUCAGAAAUGUGCUAGUUAGGAUGAACUUUGCUGUUAAAUAAUAUGGAUGGUUCAUUGAAAUGUCUGUGAACAGUAGAUAUAUUUUUUCAAAUCAUUUAUUUUUAUAAAGUUAUAAAUAAAAAGCUUUCCAAACUUCAAA
Molecule: messenger RNA, 14599 nt
Organism: Dicentrarchus labrax (European seabass)
Lineage: Eukaryota; Metazoa; Chordata; Actinopteri; Moronidae
Exons: 111
Coding region: 257-14002 (4581 amino acids)
Biological process (GO): cell surface receptor signaling pathway; G protein-coupled receptor signaling pathway
Cellular component (GO): membrane
Molecular function (GO): G protein-coupled receptor activity
Source: RefSeq, a predicted model, not a curated record